Molecule: messenger RNA, 822 nt
Organism: Trichomycterus rosablanca
Lineage: Eukaryota; Metazoa; Chordata; Actinopteri; Siluriformes; Trichomycteridae
Gene: s100w
Product: S100 calcium binding protein W
Exons: 4
Coding region: 338-652 (104 amino acids)
Cellular component (GO): cytoplasm
Molecular function (GO): calcium ion binding; transition metal ion binding; calcium-dependent protein binding
Source: RefSeq, a predicted model, not a curated record
UGACUUUACUGUCUUGUUUUUGGGGUCCCAGAGACCCCAGUGUUUUGUGGGUAAAAUAAAAUUUCAUUGAGAUCAAACCGGAAAGAGAGACUGGUGGGAGGUUGUGUGUGUGUGUGUGUGUGUGUAAGAGAGUCAGCUGUACCCUCAAACCCAAACAGAAGUAUUUAUAUAUAAGAGGGUGUUUAAACAUAGAGGAAGCAAGUUUGGGUGUUGGUAAAAGACGCUUUGUGUACGUAUGAAUCAUAGCUUGUGGCGUAACCCAGGGGAGAUAUUUAAAUCCUCUGCACACCAGCAACCCUUGAUCUGAGAUCACUGCGGACUCUGCACAGACUCAGCCAUGUCGAAGCUGGAGAAGGCCAUCAUCGCUAUUGAGGAGGUGUUUGUGGAGUACGCUGGUACUGAUGACAACAAGAAGAAUCUGAGCAAUGCUGAGCUGAGUGCUCUGAUUAAGGCUCAACUGAGCAGCCCUGAGUUCCAGGGUAAAAUGGACCAAGAGGAUGUCAGUGAAUCUCUGGACAAAAUAGACAAGAACCAUGAUGGCCAGGUGAACUUCAAGGAGUUCUCUCAGUGUGUGGCCCAUCUUGCCCAGAGCUACUUCAAGAAGAAGCAUGGCAAGGACAAGGGAUGCAAGGGAAGCAAGGGAAGCAAAUGAAGCGGCUCCUAGAUGCGAUCAAUAUCCUGUUUCAUCCCAUCUUUAUGGAAGCAAUUGAAGCUUGUAUAAAUGUGCUUGACAGUGCCAGUCUUGUAUCUCAUACGCAUAUAUAAACAAUCUAGAUGCAUUUACUACAUGUAAUGCUUUAUGCAAUUAACAAUAAAUAAUUU